Molecule: messenger RNA, 4055 nt
Organism: Ochotona curzoniae (black-lipped pika)
Lineage: Eukaryota; Metazoa; Chordata; Mammalia; Lagomorpha; Ochotonidae
Gene: VARS1
Product: valyl-tRNA synthetase 1
Exons: 30
Coding region: 185-3982 (1265 amino acids)
Biological process (GO): valyl-tRNA aminoacylation
Cellular component (GO): cytosol
Molecular function (GO): ATP binding; aminoacyl-tRNA deacylase activity; valine-tRNA ligase activity
Source: RefSeq, a predicted model, not a curated record
AGGGGGGAACACGUGGGCGCCGACUGCCCGGCCGGCGGCCUCAGGGAGCCGGGGUCGCCCAGAGCCGCCCACCGCCUCCGCCCGCCUGCUCCUUCGCCCCGGCCUCCCGCUAGGGAGGGGGACUCCCGGCCCUGUGCGACCACCUCCCUCCAGUUUUUCCAUCUCGUCCGGGAUCCGCAGAACCAUGUCCAUCCUCUACGUCUCCCCUCACCCGGAUGCCUUCCCCAGCCUCAGGGCGCUCAUAGCCGCUCGCUACGGGGAGGCCGGGGAAGGCCCGGGCUGGGGAGGACCCCACCCCCGAAUCUGUCUCCAGCCUCCUCCAGCCAGUAGGACUCCCUUGCCCCCGCCCCGGCUGCCGGCCCUGGAGCAGGGGCCCGGUGGGCUCUGGGUGUGGGGCGCCACAGCUGUGUCUCAGCUGCUGUGGCCCGCGGGCCUCGGCGGCUCAGCAGGCAGCCGGGCAGCUGUCCUGGUCCAGCAGUGGGUCAGCUACGCGGACACGGAGCUAAUACCGGCCGCCUGCGGGGCCUCGCUGCCGGCCCUGGGACUCCGGAGCCCUGCUCAGGACCCCCAGGCUGCCCUGGGAGCCCUGGGCAAGGCCUUGAGCCCCUUGGAGGAGUGGCUUCGUCUACACACCUACCUGGCAGGAGAGGCCCCCACUCUGGCUGACCUGGCGGCUGUCACCGCUUUGCUGCUUCCUUUCCGCUAUGUCCUUGAUCCCUCUGCCCGCCGGAUCUGGGGUAACGUGACUCGCUGGUUUGUCACAUGCGUGCGGCAGCCAGAAUUCCGGGCCGUAUUGGGAGAAGUGGUUCUGUACUCGGGGACCAGGCCUGUGUCUCAGCAGCCAGAACCCGAGGUUGCUGCCCCCCCAAAGACAGCUGCUCAGCUCAAAAAAGAAGCAAAAAAGCGGGAAAAGCUGGAAAAAUUCCAGCAGAAGCAGAAAAUGCAGCAGCAGCAGCAGCCACCGCCAGGGGAGAAGAAGCCAAAGCCUGAGAAGAAGGAGAAACGGGAUCUUGGAGUCAUUACCUAUGACCUCCCAACUCCGCCGGGGGAAAAGAAAGACACCAGUGGCCCCAUGCCUGACUCAUACAGCCCGCAGUAUGUGGAGGCCGCCUGGUACCCGUGGUGGGAACAGCAGGGCUUCUUUAAGCCAGAGUACGGGCGUCCCAGCCUGUCAGCGCCCAAUCCCCGAGGUGUCUUCAUGAUGUGCAUCCCGCCCCCCAACGUGACAGGCUCCCUGCACCUGGGCCACGCGCUCACCAACGCCAUCCAGGACUCCCUGACUCGAUGGCACCGAAUGCGUGGAGAGACCACCCUGUGGAACCCUGGCUGUGACCACGCAGGCAUCGCCACGCAGGUGGUGGUGGAGAAGAAACUGUGGCGUGAGCGGGGCCUGAGCCGGCAUCAGCUAGGCCGGGAGGCCUUCCUGCAGGAGGUCUGGAAGUGGAAGGAGGAGAAGGGUGACCGGAUUUACCACCAGCUAAAGAAGCUUGGCAGCUCCUUGGAUUGGGACCGAGCCUGCUUCACCAUGGACCCUAAACUCUCGACAGCUGUGACUGAGGCUUUUGUUCGGCUUCAUGAAGAAGGUGUCAUCUACCGCAGCACCCGCCUCGUCAACUGGUCCUGCACCCUCAACUCAGCCAUCUCUGACAUUGAGGUAGAUAAGAAGGAGCUGACAGGUCGCACCCUGCUGUCUGUACCAGGCUACAAGGAGAAGGUGGAGUUUGGGGUCCUUGUGUCCUUUGCCUAUAAGGUCCAAGGCUCAGACAGUGAUGAAGAGGUGGUGGUGGCAACAACUCGGAUUGAGACAAUGCUAGGAGACGUGGCUGUAGCUGUGCACCCCAAAGACGCCAGAUACCAGCAUCUGAAGGGGAAGAAUGUGGUUCACCCGUUCCUGUCUCGAAGCCUGCCCAUCGUCUUCGAUGAUUUUGUGGACAUGGAGUUUGGCACAGGUGCGGUCAAGAUCACUCCUGCACAUGACCAGAAUGACUAUGAGGUCGGGCAGCGGCAUGGGCUGGAGGCCAUCACCAUCAUGGACUCGCGCGGUGCCCUGGUCAACGUGCCCCCUCCUUUCCUGGGCCUGCCCAGGUUUGAGGCCAGGAAGGCUGUGCUGGCGGCACUAAAGGAGCAGGGCCUGUUCCGUGGCGUUAAAGACAACCCCAUGGUGGUGCCACUUUGCAACCGUUCCAAAGAUGUGGUGGAGCCUUUACUGCGGCCCCAGUGGUACGUGCGCUGCGGAGAGAUGGCCCAGGCUGCCAGUGCUGCCGUGACCCGAGGUGACCUCCGCAUCCUGCCUGAGGCCCAUCAGCGGACAUGGCAUGCUUGGAUGGACAACAUCCGGGACUGGUGCAUUUCUCGGCAGCUGUGGUGGGGCCAUCGCAUCCCAGCGUACUUUGUCACCGUUGAUGACCCUGCCAUACCCCCAGGGGAGGACCCUGAUGGGCAGUACUGGGUGAGUGGACGCAGUGAGGCUGAGGCCCGUGAGAAGGCAGCACGGGAGUUUGGAGUGAGCCCUGACAAAAUCAGUCUCCAGCAAGAUGAGGAUGUGCUGGACACCUGGUUCUCCUCUGGCCUCUUCCCAUUCUCCAUCUUGGGCUGGCCCAACCAGUCAGAUGACCUGAGUGUAUUCUACCCGGGGACACUGCUGGAGACGGGCCAUGACAUCCUUUUCUUCUGGGUGGCUCGGAUGGUCAUGCUUGGCCUGAAGCUCACAGGCAGGCUGCCUUUCAGAGAGGUCUACCUCCAUGCCAUCGUGCGAGAUGCUCAUGGCCGGAAGAUGAGCAAAUCUCUGGGCAACGUCAUUGACCCCCUGGACGUCAUCCACGGAGUCACACUGCAGGGUCUCCAUGACCAGUUACUGAACAGCAACCUGGAUCCCAGUGAGGUGGAGAAGGCUAAAGAAGGGCAGAAGGCAGACUUUCCCACGGGGAUCCCUGAGUGUGGCACCGAUGCACUCCGGUUUGGACUUUGCGCCUACACGUCCCAAGGCCGUGACAUCAACCUGGAUGUGAACCGGAUCUUGGGUUAUCGCCAUUUCUGCAACAAGCUCUGGAAUGCCACCAAGUUUGCCCUCCGUGGUCUUGGGAAGGAUUUCGUGCCCUCACCCACCUCCCAGCCCGGGGGCCAGGAGAGCCUGGUGGACCGCUGGAUCCUCAGCCGGCUGGCCGAGGCCGUGAAGCUCAGCAACCACGGCUUCCAGACCUACGACUUCCCCACUGCCACCACCGCCCAGUACAGCUUCUGGCUCUAUGAGCUCUGUGACGUCUACCUGGAGUGCCUGAAACCCGUGCUGACCGGAGCAGACCAGGCGGCGGCCCAGUGUGCCCGCCAGACCCUCUACACUUGCCUGGACAUUGGCCUGCGGCUACUCUCUCCCUUCAUGCCCUUUGUGACCGAGGAGCUGUUCCAGCGGCUGCCCCGCCGGACGCCACAAGCUCCCCCCAGCCUCUGCGUCACCCCGUAUCCAGAACUCUCAGAGUGUUCCUGGAGGGAUCCUGAGGCAGAAGCUGCCCUCGAGCUGGCACUGAGCAUCACAAGGGCUGUGCGAUCCCUGCGCGCUGACUACAACCUUACCCGGACCAGGCCAGACUGUUUCCUGGAAGUGGCUGAUGAGGCCACAGGUGCCCUGGCAUCAACAGUGGCAGGCUAUGUGCAGGCACUGGCUAGCGCAGGCACAGUGGCUGUACUGGCUCCGGGCACCGCCGCACCACAGGGCUGUGCUGUGGCUGUGGCUUCUGACCGCUGCUCCAUCCACCUACAGCUGCAAGGGCUGGUGGACCCAGCCCGGGAGCUGAGUAAGCUGCAGGCCAAGCGGAGCGAGGCCCAGCGGCAGGCCCAGCGGCUGCAGGAGCGCCGUGCCACCUCAGGCUAUUCGGCCAAGGUGCCCCUUGAGGUCCAGGAGGCGGAUGAAGCCAAGCUGCAGCAGACAGAAGCAGAACUCAGGAAGGUGGAGGAGGCCAUCGCUCUGUUCCAGAAGAUGCUGUGACCCGCCCAGCUUCAGCCUACAACCCCCAGUGGUGUGCCAUGGUGAUGGCAGCAAUAAAAUAUUUUACCACAAA